Molecule: messenger RNA, 1047 nt
Organism: Oldenlandia corymbosa var. corymbosa
Lineage: Eukaryota; Viridiplantae; Streptophyta; Magnoliopsida; Gentianales; Rubiaceae
Source: the annotation of a GenBank genome assembly
AUGUCGAAACCGGGUACAUUGGAUCUGGCUUCUGGGCUGGGUGGAAAGAUUGCUAAAGAUGACGUCAAGACUGCUGUUGACAAGUAUGAGAAAUAUCAUGGCUACUAUGGAGGUGACGAAGAAGAAAGAAAAGCUAAUUACACUGACAUGGUAAACAAAUAUUAUGAUCUUGUCACUAGCUUCUACGAGUAUGGCUGGGGAGAAUCAUUCCACUUUGCACCAAGGAUGAAAGGAGAGUCUCUAAGGGAAAGCAUCAAGCGGCAUGAGCACUUCCUGGCGCUUCAGCUUGGCCUGAAACCUGGGAACAAGGUUUUGGAUGUAGGCUGUGGAAUUGGUGGGCCAUUAAGAGAAAUUGCACAAUUCAGCUUAACUUCAGUCACAGGUCUGAACAACAAUGAAUACCAAAUAUCUAGAGGAAAGGUAUUGAACCGUGCUGCCGGAGUAGAGCGCACUUGUGAUUUUGUAAAGGCUGAUUUCAUGAAAAUGACGUUCCCUGACAAUCAUUUUGACGCAGUAUAUGCAAUAGAAGCUACCUGCCAUGCACCAGAUCCGGUAGGAUGCUACAAAGAGAUAUAUAGAGUGCUAAAACCUGGUCAGUGUUUUGCCGCGUAUGAAUGGUGUAUGACGGACUCUUAUGAUCCUAACAACCAAGAGCAUAACAAGAUCAAGGCUGAAAUUGAGCUCGGGAAUGGUCUUCCUGACAUUAGAGUGACAGGACAGUGCCUUGAGGCCCUCCAAAAAGCAGGAUUUGAAGUUAUCUGGGCAAAAGAUCUUGCAGCAGAUUCACCGGUUCCGUGGUACUGGCCUUUGGAUAAGAGUCGCUUAUCAUUCAGCAGUUUCAGGCUAACAGCACCAGGACGCUUUAUCACUAAAAACCUGGUUAAGGUCCUCGAGUACGUUGGGAUUGCUCCAGCUGGAAGUCAAAGAGUCUCAGAUUUCUUGGAAAAAGCAGCUGAGGGGCUCGUCGCUGGUGCAAAGAAAGACAUCUUCACACCAAUGUACUUCUUUUUGGCAAGGAAACCUGUUUCAGAAGGCCAGAACGCGUGA